Lithohypha guttulata is the source of this 786-nucleotide messenger RNA. RefSeq lists its product as uncharacterized. The record is from RefSeq and is a predicted model, not a curated record. Lineage: Eukaryota; Fungi; Ascomycota; Eurotiomycetes; Chaetothyriales; Trichomeriaceae. Gene Ontology annotation, cellular component: endomembrane system; SNARE complex; membrane. The transcript has a single exon. Gene Ontology annotation, molecular function: SNARE binding; SNAP receptor activity. Gene Ontology annotation, biological process: vesicle fusion; intracellular protein transport. The coding region runs from base 1 to 786 and encodes 261 amino acids.
AUGUCGAACCCUUCGCAAUUACUGCUUCUAGCGGACCACAUAAAACUGUCGCUCCUCGAACGACAGCGUGCGCAGUCGCUCAACCUCGAGCGCAACCCUGCACAAGACUCCAACAUCUCACGCUCAUUAGAGUCCUUCCGAGAGAGCUUAGCAGCACUCGAAUCCAAAUCACCAGAUGAGGAAGCACUUCCAGACCUAAGAGCACAGUACAAUGAUCUGUUCCGCGAGUUCCACGGCGAGUCCUCAACAACAGCCGAAGCCACCCUAUCACAACCAAACGAUCUUGCUUUACGAGAAGACUUUGCCCACGCACAAACAAGAACAAGCAUAGACAGUUCGAAACGAAACACGAACACAAAAAACGUCCGUUUUCGAGACAACCCUUCACAAGACUCGCUAGACUCCGCCGAAGAAGCGAAUAGAGCGGCCCUGUUCCAAGAACGAUACAGAGACGAAGAGCUGCCGGAUCCGACGACAGACAUGUCGAACCAGCAGGUCCAUGAAUAUCACCAACAAAUCAUGCAAGAUCAGGACGACCAGCUCGAUCGUUUAGGGGAGAGUAUAGGUCGCCAGAGAUAUCUCGGCAUGCAGAUAUCAGAUGAGCUGGAGGGACAGAUAGCGUUGCUCGACGAGGUUGAUAGGGGCGUUGACAGGCAUCAGUCAAGGCUAGACGGGGCAAAAAAGAAGUUGAACCGAGUUGGGGAGAAGGCGAAGGCCAACUGGGGCAUGACGACUAUUAUUGUGCUGAUUGUAAUUCUGGUGCUCCUUAUUGUGAUACUGAAAUGA